This is a messenger RNA of Torulaspora globosa, 1653 nucleotides long. It is a transcript of the gene AEP2, whose product is annotated as Aep2p. The record is from RefSeq and is a predicted model, not a curated record. NCBI's taxonomy places the organism in Eukaryota, Fungi, Ascomycota, Saccharomycetes, Saccharomycetales, Saccharomycetaceae. Bases 1 to 1653 code for a protein of 550 amino acids. The transcript has a single exon.
AUGCUGAAACAGAACCAUGGUGUUGCCAAGAUCCUCAGGGCGUUCAGUAGUACGCUUGCGAUGGAUCAUGCAGCAGCAGAAGCGAUGAAGAUAGGCAUUUCGCAUGUGAUGGAUAAUGCUGCCGGUGUCAUUCCCUCGACAAGUGAGACCACUGCCGUAGGUGCAACAUCCACUAUACGAGAUACGCUGUCGAGGCUGGAAGAUCUUCAUGCAGUCUCCCGUAUCUCAUACAGAAGUCGCAGAAAAGAAAGCAUUCCUACCAAUAAGCUGCGUGCAGAUUUAAGGAAGAGGCAACAUGUAAGAUGUUUGAUUGACAUAAUGAUUCAAGACCACUUGAAUAAGCAUUUUAUCUCUAAGCUUUUUCAUGAUAACGAGAUCAGUAAAUCGGAGUUCUCGAUGCUCGUCAAUAGACUACUGAAGGAGAGAAAUCUGGAGGCAAAACUGUCGAAUAUUGUUCCCGAUACAGUCCAUACUGAGAUUUUAUUCAGACUGUUCGAGAUUUACUGUGAGUUUGCGCUACAAAACCCUGCUGGUAAACUCACGGUAUCGGAGCUGCAUGAUGUAAAUCUGUUCAUCAAGACUUUCAUAGACGAAGCACAGCUUGGAAAAGCACAACGGUGCUUGCAGUUCGUUCUUGAUCGGCAAGGUUUAGAAUCCACUUUACACUCGGGCGACGUUUGGACAAUCAUUCACUUCCUGCAACUGAGAUGCGGGGCAGUUGUGAAGUUUUGGGACACUGUUCAGGGCGACAAGAGGAUGCUUGGGCAAAACAGUACUACCUUUAAGCAACCAAAGACAUUCAAGUCAUGGAAUAAUCAAGCAUUUUCAAAGGUGAUUAGCGUGAUAUUGAAGGACAAAGCCUGGCUAAGCAGAAACUCGACGGAGCUGAGUUCAGCGAUCAUCUAUUCGCUGGCUAACAUGGGCCAAGCAAAGCUGAUUGAGCAGUUUAUUGAGCUCAAAUGGGGCGUACCGCAGAGCGGAUCUGUCAAGCUGCACAACGCCGUAGCACCCGAGGCCGGAACGCUGAUAGCGAUUGUCUCAUCUUUCUGUUUAAAGGCAAGCGACAUGUCCAAAGGACUUGCAUAUCUCGACCAACUUCUCAAGCAAUACCCCGAAAUUAAGUUGGAGAAAUUGUUUUGGAGAAGGCUACUACAGCUGAGCUUUCAGUCUUGGGAUAAACACAAGGAUAAAAAAGGUCAGGUUUGCCACGCCAGUUGGGAAAUUAUGAAGCAAUGGCACGACGAAAAGAGCAUGAACAUGUCUUACGAUCAUGGGACCUUGGAACUUCUGUACCAGCUCUUCCAAACGACCAAUAAUGGAAGAGAGGCCAUGGAAGUGAUCAGUAGAUGCUUCGGAUCUCUAUACGCGAGACAGGGCUACCAAAGGUCAGCCAGUGAGAUGGGACUGCUACAAAAAUAUCAAAAACUGGCGCUUAAAACAAUGGCAUUGAAAGGAAACUAUCACAAGCCUCUCCAGUUCAUAAAGGAAUGGCAUGUUGAUCGAGCAAACCAGCAGCUGCUGAUUCAAUACUUCACGCGACAGCGUCAGAGAUACAUCUUACGACAAAAAAGGAUUGGCGCGAAACGAGAUGAGCUGCAGACCCAAUACGAUGCAAUGGAAGAGGAAGAUAUGCUACUGGGUAGACUUUGGUGA